Molecule: messenger RNA, 972 nt
Organism: Caenorhabditis elegans
Lineage: Eukaryota; Metazoa; Nematoda; Chromadorea; Rhabditida; Rhabditidae
Gene: Y54G2A.77
Product: Serpentine receptor class gamma
Exons: 7
Coding region: 1-972 (323 amino acids)
Biological process (GO): sensory perception of chemical stimulus
Cellular component (GO): membrane
Molecular function (GO): transmembrane signaling receptor activity
Source: RefSeq, marked reviewed
AUGGCAUUUUUCAAUCUGAAAUUUAUUUUGGCAUUUGGUUACUGUUCUAUUUCAUUUGUUAUCUAUACACUUUUAAUUAUAAUGCUAUUGAAAAAUUGGAAAGAUUUUAAAAGUGCAUUCUUUCGUAUUGUAAUCGCUGACUAUUUUUUCAACCUAUUAACAUGGUUGAAUUCAAUGAUAACCCUCCGGAUUCCAAAUGGAACUUGCAAAGAUUGUGUACUUUCGAAUUUAUUUGCUAGUUUGGGAAAAGAUAAUCAAUAUACAAGUAGUUUCCUGUUUUUCUGCUAUUUUUUACAUUUUGGAAAUGCGUAUUUUCAAUAUUUUAUGGUGACUUUGAUGUCUCUCAACAGGACAACUUCCAUAUUUUUCUACUUUGUGAAUGAAAAAAUCUGGAAAUUCUUGUUCCCCUUUUCCAUCGUCCUCAUCAUUGGAAUAACUACUUUCUGUGCCCGAACAAUUCUUGCCACGUCACCAUAUUAUUUGUACAACGAGGUGUUGGAUAUGUAUUAUAUUAAGUCGGACUCGAACAUCCUCCCGGCCUACUACAAUAUCCUGUAUUUUAUGGCAUUUUCAGUUGCAUCAUCCAUUUUUCUGAAUGUUAUAGCUGUAAUUCGUCUUAAAAUGAUACAAAACCAAAUAUCCUCAGUUGAGCGAAAUUUGCUUUUGGUAACCAUUUUUUCGUCGAUUAUUCAGUGUUUUGCAGCAGCGAAUACGUUUAUCCUCCAAAUUGAUGUCCAGCGAGCCACAAUUUUGGGUCAGGCGGCUCAGAUUAUGCUACCAUUUGCAAGUGACUUCUUAACCAUUUCACAACCCUACAUUCUACUAUUUGUGAGCUCUAAGGUUCGAACUGGAUUUUUUGGGAUGUAUCUCAAGAAAUAUGAGAAAAGCAUUAAUUCAUGGGGAUUUUCAAAAACCGGAGGGUUUCAAUCGGGGCCAGCUUCGAGAUCAACUUCAAAAGUCACGAGAUUUUAA